AACAAACACAGAUAGUACUGUACAAAAGGGGCUGACCCAGAGAGUUUCCUUGCAUUCAAAUGCAAGCUGUCCAACCUUUUCUUUACCAGAGCUUGGGUCCCAGGACGUAAUGGUUGCAGAUAUUAAAAUACUUGUUUGUGUUGGACUUGCUGUUGUACUAUCAGGUGUGGGACAGUCUGCCUUUAUCGGGAAGAGCCACAGCGGGGGAAAGGACGAUCCAGUGCUCCAGUAUGUAGUUAACAACUCACUGAGGGAGCACCCAGUCCUCACCAAACUCAGACUGAGAACCCUUGAAGACUCAUGGAAUGUCAUGAUGGUUGCCAGUGAACAAGCCCAGUUGAUGGCAAACCUCAUUAAACUGAUCAAUGGAACUAAAGCCAUUGAAAUUGGGAUGUACACAGGGUACAAUGCACUGAGCAUGGCUUUGGCCAUGCCAGAGAAUGGGCGUGUGGUAGCUUGUGAAAUAGAAGACACCUACGUGAACAUUGCCAAACCAUUUUUUAAAGAGGCUGGAGUUGAAAAUAAGAUAGAUGUGCAACAUCAGAUAGCAAUGAAGACACUGAAUGACCUGAUUGCAGCUGGGGAAGUUGGAACAUAUGACUUUGUGUUCAUUGAUGCUGAUAAAUCCAACUAUGACAAUUACUAUGAGAAAUCCCUUGAGCUCAUACGGACAGGGGGCAUCAUUGCGAUUGACAAUGUGCUGUGGAGCGGAAGGGUGGUGAAUCCUGCUCCCACUGACCUCACCUCCCAGGCUCUGGAUACUCUCAAUAAGAAGCUGCAUAAAGACCAGAGGAUUGAUCUGAGCAUGCUCACUGUGGGCGAUGGGCUGACUAUUGCCAUUAAACGCUAAAAUCACUAGUCAAACAGUUAAAUAUGUUUUUCUUAACAGUGCGUUGGUUUUGAUAUUAAAUAAAAGUCUAAAAUAAAA
Messenger RNA from Lates calcarifer (barramundi perch), 928 nucleotides. RefSeq names its product catechol-O-methyltransferase domain containing 1 (gene comtd1a). NCBI's taxonomy places the organism in Eukaryota, Metazoa, Chordata, Actinopteri, Centropomidae. The transcript is spliced from 7 exons. Bases 110 to 850 code for a protein of 246 amino acids. Gene Ontology annotation, molecular function: O-methyltransferase activity; S-adenosylmethionine-dependent methyltransferase activity. The record is from RefSeq and is a predicted model, not a curated record.